AUGGAAUCCUGCAGUGCCGGUCCCUGUACCAGAUCCUGCAGUGCCAGAUCCUGCAGUGCCAGUAUCUGUACCAGAUCCUGUAGUGGCGGUCCCUGUACCAGAUCCUGCAGUACCAGAUCCUGCAGUGGCGGUCCCUGUACCAGAUCCUGCAGUACCAGAUCCUGCAGUGGCGGUCCCUGUACCAGAUCCUACAGUGCCGGUCCCUGUCCCUGCUCCUGCUCCAGCACUGCCUCGUCCAAAGCCACCUGGUCCACCUCCCGUCCCAACACCAGAACCAGGUAUCCCGCCGGUCCCCAGUCCUGCUCCAGGUCCACCACCAGUUGUUACUCCAACACCUCGUCCUGGGACCAGUCCUCCUACCCCCAGCCCAGGACCAGGUCCAUAGCCAGCUCCACCAGGCACAACUCCUCCACCUGGUCCAUAGCCUGUACCAGGACCACCAGGCCCAACUCCUCCACCUGGUCCAUAGCCAGCUCCACCAGGCCCAUAGCCAGCUCCACCAGGCCCAACUCCUCCACCUGGUCCAUAGCCAGCUCCACCAGGCCCAACUCCUCCUCCUGGUCCAUAGCCUGUACCAGCACCACCGGGCCCAACUCCUCCGACUGGUCCAUAGCCAGCUCCACCAGGCCCAACUCCUCCUCCUGGUCCAUAGCCUGUACCAGCACCACCAGGCCCAACUCCUCCACUUGGUCCAUAGCCUGUACCAGCACUACCAGGUCCAACUCCUCCACCUGGUCCAUAGCCAGCUCCACCUGGUCCAUAGCCAGCUCCUCCAGGCCCAACUCCUGCUCCUGGUCCAUAGCCUGUACCAGCACCAGCAGGCCCAACUCCUCCUGGUCCAUAGCCUGUCCCAGCACCACCAGGCCCAACUCCUCCCGGUCCAUAGCCUGUCCCAGCACCGCCAGGCCGGACUCCUCCAGCACUUGUUCCUGGACCUCCAAGUCCUGUUCCUGCUCCUCCUAAUCCAGUUCCAGUUCCACCUGGACCGUAUCCAGUUCUACUUGGCCAAUAACCCGCUCCUCCAGUGCCAGUGCCGGCAGCACCUGGACCAUAACCAACCCCAGAGGCAGGUCCCAUUCCUAUGCCGAGU
Cottoperca gobio is the source of this 1090-nucleotide messenger RNA. Its product is annotated as keratin-associated protein 10-6-like. The transcript is spliced from 5 exons. Lineage: Eukaryota; Metazoa; Chordata; Actinopteri; Perciformes; Bovichtidae. The record is from RefSeq and is a predicted model, not a curated record. Bases 1 to 963 code for a protein of 320 amino acids.